Molecule: messenger RNA, 5504 nt
Organism: Mytilus trossulus (common blue mussel)
Lineage: Eukaryota; Metazoa; Mollusca; Bivalvia; Mytilida; Mytilidae
Product: kinesin-like protein KIF28
Exons: 28
Coding region: 155-3496 (1113 amino acids)
Biological process (GO): microtubule-based movement
Molecular function (GO): ATP binding; microtubule motor activity; microtubule binding
Source: RefSeq, a predicted model, not a curated record
CUAUAACAUUUUACCUGUGUGUGGGAAUUCAAUAUCCAGUUAGCAGUCCCGUAAACAUUUAACUGUUAGUGGAUUUACAUGUGUUUUAAAAAAUGAAUUAAAUUCCUCAAUUCUAAAUGGAAAUAAAUAUUUAGCAUUAUAAAGGGAGUACAGAAUGCCAGAUGAAGCUGUCAAAGUGGCUGUCAGGGUCCGUCCCUUUAAUCAAAGGGAGAAGGACCGGACGUCAAAGCUCAUCAUUAAGAUGCAGGACCAAAUGACAACAAUAGCCAAUCCUGAAACUCCAAAUGAAGAACCAAAAAAGUUUUCCUUUGAUUACUCCUAUUGGUCUCACGAUGGCUUUACGGAAGAUUCUGCUGGUAAUUUACUGGUUGAUAAAGCAGGUUCUAAGUAUGCUAGUCAACGACGUGUGUUUGAAGAUCUCGGACAAGGAGUAUUAGACAAUGCCUUUGAAGGUUACAACUGUUCAUUGUUUGCCUAUGGACAGACUGGGUCAGGGAAGUCUUACUCAAUGGUGGGAUAUGGACCUAACAGGGGGAUAGUGCCAAUAACUUGUGAUGAAUUAUUCCAAACAGUAGAAAACAAUAGUGAUACUAAUAGGAGAUUUGAAAUAACAUUUUCCAUGUUGGAAAUAUAUAAUGAACAAGUUAGAGAUCUCCUGUCUAAAGAUAACCCCAAAGGUGGCCUCCAAGUCAGACAAAAUCCUAAAAUGGGAUACUUUUAUGUAGAAAAUUUAAAAAAGGUCCCUGUGGGGAGUUAUAAGGAAAUAGAAAAAAGAAUGGAACAAGGUACUGCCAGUAGAACUGUGGCAUCUACCAAUAUGAAUGCCACCAGCAGUAGAGCCCAUACUGUAGUAACGAUAACCUUUGACCAGAUCAUCAAAGAUUCAGAUUCAGGAUCAGAAACAAAGAAAAGUAGUGUGAUGAACCUUGUUGAUUUAGCAGGAUCUGAGAGAGCUGAUAGUACUGGUGCCGUGGGGGACAGACUGAAGGAGGGGGCUAAUAUCAACAAAUCACUGUCAGCGCUGGGAAAUGUUAUUUCUGCUUUAGCAGACUUAUCAAUGGGGACAAAGAAGAAAAUAGUAGUUCCUUAUAGAGAUUCAGUAUUAACCAAACUUUUACAGAAUGCCUUAGGUGGUAACAGUAAAACAAUAAUGAUAGCUGCAUUAUCGCCUGCUGAUAUUAAUUAUGAUGAAACACUUUCUACGUUACGAUAUGCUGACAGAGCAAAAAAGAUUAAAAACAAAGCUGUUAUAAAUGAAAAUCCUAUGGAUAAACUCAUCAGGGAACUUAAGGAAGAAAAUGAGAGAUUAAAGAAGUCUAUGGAAGGAGGUGGUCUUAUUGGACAUGAUAUGGGGAUGACACCUGAGGAAGUGGAAAAAAUGAGAAAACAAAUGGAAGAAGAAAUCCGAGCACAGUUAUUUGCUAACCAGGAAAUGUUGGCACAAAAUACACAGAGCUGGGAAGAACAGCUAGCAGUAGCGAGAACUGAGACAGAGAACAUCACAGACAAUACAUCUGCUAGGAAGGCUAAGGAACCACAUCUGAUCAAUCUAAACGAGGAUCCUAUGUUAUCUGGGGUCAUAUGUUAUUUCCUGUCUCAGAAAGAGACUACAAUAGGACGGAAAGAUGCUAAACCUGUACCUAGUAUAUGUCUUAGUGGUUUAAGUAUACAAAAGCAGCAUUCUGUGAUAUAUAACAGUAAUGGAACUGUGGAAGUAGAGUCAGUGGCUGGUACAGGCUCAAAAACGAAGGUCAAUGGUAUACCACUACAGGGAAAAAAAGUUUUAUGUCAUAAAGACCGAGUUCUGUUUGGUUCCAAUCAUAUGUAUGUGUUCAUCAACCCAAUGAAGAAGAGUGAAGCUGGAGACGAUCUGCCGACAGAAAUCACUUGGGAAUUUGCUCAGAAGGAAAUUGCUCAGGUUAAAGGAUUUGCUACUGGAUCAGCUGGACUGACCAAAGAUCAACAAAUUGCCCAAGAACAAGUAUUAGAAAUUCUACCUAUGGUAUCAGAAGUGAAUGCUGUGUCAGAGGAAUUAGAUAAACAUAAAUCAUUUGAAGUGGUGUUGAUCGCCACGGCAGCUACAGAUGGAUCAGAUCUAUCUAAUAACCAAGGCACAAAGAAUGCUGAUCAAAAUGUCAGAGUGAUGGUAAAAAUGAAGAAUUUAUUGAAUGGUAACACUUGGUUAUGGGAACGUGGUAAAUUUAUGAACAGGAGAUAUUUGAUACAGGAGUUAUAUCAGCGUUUCUUGGAUGGAGAAGAUGUAUCUAAAGUACCCAAAGAAGAAGAUCCAUUCUGGGAGCCGACAGAAGACGUACUAAUAGGGACUGCUAAUGUGUUCUUACAAUCACUUUGUUAUGCUUUAGAUUUUGACGACAAAGUGUUGAUAACAGACUAUAAAGGUCAAGAAGAAGGUUAUUUAUAUGUUCAUGUGACCCCCUGUGCAGCCAAUGGGAAGCCAUUAGAUGAAGAAUCAUUUGUAGAAGAUCCAAAAGAUCUCUUGAGUAAACCGUAUAAUUUUAAGGUGACAGUCAACAAGGCCGAGAUCAACAAAGUUCGUUUUUCUAAAGGAAUCAAUGUAAAAUAUUCUGUCAAAGUGGAAAGUAAGGGAGACAGUGUGGAAACACCUACAAUGAAAAAUACAUUGACUCCAGAGUUCAAACAUUUUAAAGUCAUUCAAAUAACUAAGUUAAAGAAGAAACAUUUAGAAUUUUUUGAGACUAAAUCGAUUUGUUUUCAUGUUUAUGGGACACAAGAAGACACAGUUCCUGACCCCAAACUUCUCAAGCUCACAACCAGAGAAUUACGACAGAUGGACUCUAUGGAGCAUGGUAAUCCUCAGAAUUCUGUACGGAGGAAUACUAUAUUUAGUGCUGAGACUAUGUCUGAUCAGUCUCAUCUGAAAACAGAAGUGGUACUUCUACAACGCAAAUAUGAGCGACUUCAACAGAAGGAAAGAAGAAUGCAGCAAAUAUGUGAAGACUGGAAAAACAAGCCAGAGGAAGAGAAACAAUUUGAGCCUUUUUACCGAACGGUAUCAGCAGUAGCCUAUAGUACUGGUACCCGAUUAAGAACCAGAGUACAGCUUCUCAACUCGGGAAAGAAACAUAACUCUCACAAUGAAGAUGAUCUAGUCAGCUUGUAUAUAUUUGGUGAGGAUGAGCCUGUUUUAGCAGCUGAGGCUGAUAAAAAUAAUGGCGUUGUUUCUUAUCAUAUGGUUGCUAAUCACCACUACAGGGAUUUACCCCUUUCUAAUGGACAUCAGAAUCAACCGGAUUUUGAUCAGUACGGUGAUGCUGAUUCCUUGGCCUCAGUUGACCUUGCACCCUUCAUGGGGUUAAAUAAAUCUGCCUUAAACAAAGGAAGAAAUGAUAGUCACAGACGAUACAAAUCCUCAGAGAGUGUUAGUACCAAUGGAAAUAAAGAUAAACAGAAAAGAAGGAUCAAUUCUGCUGACGGAAAACCAAAGGAUGGGAGUUCUGCUUGUACUUUACAAUAACUGUUACUAUGGCAACUAUAGAUUCAGAAAAUAAUUCUCAUUUUCUGAUUACAAUUAAAUUAUUUGCUAAAAAGACUUAUAUGAAUAUAAUAUGGAGUUAUGAAUAGCUACAUACAUGUAUUAUAAUUCAUAUGAAUUAAUAUGUUUUAUAUGUUUUAUAUAUUUUCUAUUUAUUACUUUCAUGCAUGUAUUUAUUUUUGUAUGGUAGAGGGAGGUUUAAAAACUGUCAUUUUAGUUCCCUGAAUCCUUACAAAAUAUGGAAAUUAAUACACACUUUCACCCUAUACUAUUUUUAAUAUAAAGAUUUGAGGUUGUACCUUAAAAUGUACAAAAGCUUUAGAGGUCAACUACAGUCUUUAAAUACAGUCAACAAUGUUUAUUACAUAUGUCAUUCUGUGAAAAAAUACUCUGUAAUGUAAAAUACCAAUUGUCUAUUUGUAAUUCUAUUGUUCUAUUAUUUCUUGAAACUAACAUAUUUUAUUAAUCUGAUAAUAAUCUUAACUGAUGAUCUUUUCAUUUGAGACAUAUUUUGCUUUUCUUUAUUCAUUAUACAUCUUGAAUGGUCAGUUUAUGUGUCAACAUAACCAUAAAACAUCUGUUUGAUAAAACAGGACUUAAUUUCAAAAAUAAAACUUGUACAUGAAAAUUAAUAUUUUUGUCUUGAAAAUUUUCAGAAUUUCCUAACAUUACAAAUGUUGUAGAAUAUUAGUUUAAGUGUACACAUAUCAAGCAUUAUAUUCAGUUUGCAAUAUACUUAUUUUGUAAUCAAAAAUAUACUCUUAAGGCUUGGUUAUGCUUUUGUAGUCAAAAUCAAUUGGAAAUAACUUUAAAAAUUUAAAAGAAUAAUUGAAGUAUAAUUUCCACAAAAUCCUGUUUACUAUGUAAAUAUGCCACGUUUGAAUAGUAUCUAACACAAAGAUCUCUGAAUGAAUGCAUGAUUUUUAUGUAUGACAUAAUUAUAUUCAAAAUAUUUUUUGAGAAGAAAAUAUCGUCUUAGCCAUUUAAAAAAGAAUUGAAAAAUAAUCUAUUUGUCAUUUAGUUAAUUAAUUUUUGUUUAUAAAUGAGCUAGGACAAAUCCUGGAUGAAUUACUACAAAUGAAUCUAAUAAAAGCACAAUUUCGAUAGCCUAGUGUUAAUAUUCCUAUCCACUACAAAAGCAUAAAUAUGUGCCAUUUUAUUGUAUAAUGUGUGCAAUUUUCCUUGUUUUAUCUAGAUGGUGCUUUUUGGCCCAUGUAUUUCAAAUCAGAUAUUGUUUACUUAUAUUUACCUCCUUUUUUGCAAUUUGUCAUUGUUAUUGUUUCCUUCUUGUUUACAUUUGUCUUAAAUUUCAUUAACACACACACACACAUACAUACACACAUUUGAAAUGUUUGUUGUAACUUUUAUUCACCAUCUUGUUUUAUUGUUAAAAUGUUAGGGUAUACAAAUCAUUGAGAAAAACAAAACAAUUGUAAAACUUGUUAAAACCUCGAAAAGGAAUAGUUGUUACCACACCUUAAAUUAAAACAUCAGAGAAAAUUCCAAACAUUUAUUUGAUAUUUUGAAAAUAAUUAAAACACUUUUUUUAUAAUUUUUGAUACAGAUUUUGAUAACUGUUUUAUGUGUUUUCCCAUCAAGUUGUCUUGAGAAAAGUAAUGAACAAAGGCAACACUUUUUUUUUCAUAAAAGAACUAUCUCCGGUAUCUUGAAAAGACAGAAACAAUUUUCGCAUAAAAACAAGCUUAGAUAUUCCAUCCAAACUGUAUUCAUAUGUUGUAUUUUGUUACUGUUUGUUAAAUUUAUAUACAUGAUCUGUCCCCAGAAUUUUAAACGCCAUUUUUUAAUGUAUGAAACCAUACAUAUCUUGUUGAUUUACAUGAUCCGUCCACAGAAAGCCAUGUAUAAAUGUAUGAAAUCAUUUAACAUAACUUGUUGAUAUAAAGAUCUGUGAUAUAUUAUGAAUGAUGUUUAUUCAGACUCUAUUAUUUUCUUGUAUACUAUUUUCAUACAAUAAAAUGUUACAAUUCUU